Messenger RNA from Cercospora beticola, 1757 nucleotides. RefSeq lists its product as uncharacterized. NCBI's taxonomy places the organism in Eukaryota, Fungi, Ascomycota, Dothideomycetes, Mycosphaerellales, Mycosphaerellaceae. The record is from RefSeq and is a predicted model, not a curated record.
AUGGGCGGGAAAGAUGAUGAUAGAAAAGACGCGGAUGCGUGGAGCGAUAAAGAAUGGUUCAAUAGCUGGAAAGCACAGCACGACCAACUGCUCAGCGAACUCGAAACCGAGAGCAAGCGCUUACAGCAAGACGUUUCGCGCGAAAGCAGCAGCGGUGCUGCUGGACCAUUUUCUGCUUUCAAAAGAUUCAUUGACGACGGUUUCAGUUCCCUUUCGAGUGCUUUACAGGACUUACCUUCUACGACUGCCGAACUGAAGUCGAGGAUGCAGCGAGAACAGGAACGGUGGCGAGCUGAAGAGCAGGAUAUCUCGGAGAGAUGGACAGGGAGCACGGAUUCGCCGGAUCAUAUACAGAUGGUGGCGUCUAGGAGUUCGGAUCGUGAAAAGGAGGAGGUACGAGAAUCGAUGUUGGAAUUGCUGGAUACUGCGAAUGAGCGGAAUGCGCAUAUUCCACCCGCGAAGCUUGAAGCGCUAUACCGUGACCAAGGUCUCGAUAUGGGCAUUCUUGAUCUUCUAGGCGACUUGUCGAAUGUGUCGCUGGGCUCUUAUCGCUGGUUGUCGGUGGACUGGUUCAAGCGCGAUCCAUAUUCACCAAUGAGGCUCGAAAGCCAUCAUGCGCUCGGAGAAUAUGGUGCAAAGUGGCGAGCUGCGUUUGAGGAUCUCCUCGAUGCUUCUUUGGACAAACCCAUGGGGUCGAUCGAAAGAGUAGGCAUGCGUGAGCCCUUUGGGAGACAUCCGCAGUCCACAUACUACGGGCCUGGCUUAGACUGGAUGCUCAGCUUACAGUGUCGCGGAAUUUUGCCUAUGCAACUCCCUCGGACAUACUCAAUACCUGGAAUGGCUCCCGAGCUGAAAGGGUCGCGAUGGACUGGAAUCCUUCGCCAUGAAGCUGCGUCGACAGAGAAUGGGAGAACUGCAAAUCCGACCAUCUCAGCUGAUCUUAGAGACUUGCUAUCCGCUGUCGGCACAAAGGCGGCGCCAGAUACUGGAGCUGACCCUUUGCCUGUGCGCAUUCCUCCUGAAACAGAGCAGGACCUCUACGACUCAGAAUAUUUGUUCCCUGGUGUCAGUUCGAGCAGUGAAGACCACGCGAUGGACGUUGCAAAACAAUCCUCAGUCGAGGCCGAUGGUACAGCACGAGGUCAAGACAAAUCCUUCCGAGAGGCAUUGAUACGGCGUGGCUACGAGCUUGCGGGAGAUGAAUUCGAAGACUUCGCUUCAAGCUUGCCAGGAAUGGAUCAGCUACUCGAGAGGGUGCUCCGCCUACAACAGGAAUGGGACAGCAUAGAGGAGUCCACUGGUUCCGGCAAAGCCUCGCUCAAAGACCAUCUCGAAGGAACAAGAUCUGCAGUAGUGGAACGAGAACAACAGGGAGUUUCCCUACCCAGUCACGAGCAGCAACACACUGAACCUCAAGCAAGACGACCGGAUGUUUUGUCAGCCUUGACAACGACUCAUACAACUCGACUUCCGGAUGGAACAGUCACGAUCAAAGUUGUGCUCAAGCAGCGAUUCGCUGAUGGCAGAGAGGAGACAACGGAAAGUAUGCACACACGAAAUGAGGGCACGAACAAGUCGCAGGACGAGACGUCAUCCCAGGAGAAGCCCGAGAAGAAAGGCUGGUUCUGGACAUGAGCCAUGAUUAAUUGUUCACGGAUCUGUACAGUCAUAUACACUAUAUACCCACUCUCAUGCGUAACUCAGCUCAGUUCAAUCUAGAUAUGCUCUCCCGGCCUAGCCGACUCACAACAUCAGCA